Sordaria macrospora k-hell is the source of this 2013-nucleotide messenger RNA. The record is from RefSeq and is a predicted model, not a curated record. Lineage: Eukaryota; Fungi; Ascomycota; Sordariomycetes; Sordariales; Sordariaceae.
AUGACAACCCUUUCCCUCCUCGCAUUGUCCCUGAGCGUGCUCACACUGACGCCCCUCUCCCUCGCAUCCGCCAUCCGUCAAGGCGCAGCAAACCCGCCCAAAAUCCCCAGCGGACCUAACGGCACCGGAGGAGGAGGAUACAGUAAACCCCAGCCCUACGCCCCUCAACCGGCCCUCCUCACCACGGAAUGGACCGCCUCCGUGGGCUCCGAUCCCUCUAAGCACUGGGCGCAACAUCCGCGUCCACAGCUGAAGCGAGAUGAUAAGUGGUGGCAGAGCCUGAACGGAAUAUGGCGGUACCAGAAUCUCAAUUUUGCGUCGUCGGCAAUGAUUAACAGGGACAUUGAGAAUGUUACCCCUGACAUGAAGUUGGGAGGAGAAGAAAAGUACGAUGGUGGUGGUGGUGCCGAUGGAGUACUUGAAGAGAAGGAGACGCUGAUCCCGUCUUGCAUUGAGAGCGGAUUCAGCGGUUUGGCCGAGACGAACGUGACGGGGAUGUAUUUCAAGCGGACGCUGGAGGUCCCGGACGAGUGGCUGAGCGAAACUGCCCAUGGAAGGAAGAGGAGGGUGUUGAUACACUUCGAAGCAGUUGAUUACGAGGCCAUGGUGCACGUGAAUGACCACAAGCUGGGGCAUAACGUGAAGGAGGAGGGAGGAAAUGAGUUGCAGGUUUUGGUCCGGGAUACCACUGAUGAGCCGGGCUCAUACACGCCGCAUGGGAAGCAGACGAGGACGCCGUCGCAUAUUUUCUACACCCCGUGCACGGGGAUUUGGCAGUCUGUGUGGAUGGAGAGUGUCCCGGUGGAUAACUAUGUCAGUGAUCUGGAGGUUGCCGCUGAUAUGGAAGGGAAAGUGACGAUGACGGUGCACUCCAGCAGUAACGCCUCAACUUCGGUGAAAGUUUCUGUACUUCAGGACGGUCAAGAAAUCGCAACUACCGAUGCCUCGUCGGACCAGGAGUUCAGUUUUCAAGUCACUAGUCCCAAGCUUUGGUCUCCCGACUCCCCAGUGCUAUACAACAUCAGCGUAACAAUGGGCGACGACCAAGUUACAAGCUACACCGGUUUCAGGACGAUUUCAAAGGGAGUAGUCAACGGAAUCCAGCGGCCGCUCUUGAAUGGCAAGUUCGUCUUCCAGUUCGGGCCCUUGGACCAGGGAUACUGGCCGGAUGGCAUCUACUUGCCUCCCACCGAGGAGGCGAUGCUGUACGAUCUUGACUUAAUCAAAAGUCUGGGGAUGAAUAUGGUUCGGAAGCAUAUCAAAGUCGAGCCCCAGCUCUACUACCAUGCCUGCGACAAACUCGGCCUUCUCGUCAUCCAGGACAUGCCCUCCAUGCGCCCAGCAGCUAGUCAGGCAAAUGACUUUCCCACACCCGUUCAACAAGCCGAGUUUGAGCGCCAGCUCAGCGUCAUGGUGAAGCAGUUCAAGCACCACCCCAGUAUUGUCACUUGGGUGAUCUACAACGAGGGCUGGGGCCAGGUCCACAACGACGGCAACUACCCCGAGUUCCAUAUCACUGACGCCAUCCGUGCGCUUGACCCGACAAGAUUGAUCAAUUCGGUCACUGGCUGGUUCGAUCAUGGAGCUGGUGAUUUCCACGACAACCACCACUACGCCAGCCCUCAGUGCGGUACCCCUUGGCAUAGCAGUCCCAAUACGCCUUAUGACCCCAACAGAAUCGGCUUCCAAGGUGAAUUCGGAGGAGUCGGGCAUGUCCCGGAAUCCAUAAACCUCUGGCCUGAUCCCGCCGCAGUGGCCACAAUUCCCGAGACAUACGAGCUCGCUGCCGACCUAGAUGCGUACAACUACCGCACCCACGUGCUUCUUGGCGAGUUACGCGACCAGGUGGAACGAUAUGCGUGCAGCGGCGCUGUGUACACACAGACGACGGAUGUGGAAGGCGAGGUGAACGGCCUGGUAACGUAUGACCGUCGCGUGGUUAGGGUCAAUGUUACGCAGUGGAAGAGUGAUAUACAGGCUUUGUAUGACGCUGCCGAAAAGAGGGCAUCCUGA